GAAUAGGAUUAGGAUCACAGUCUUGACUGAUUUGUUAUAUGGCAAUCAUCCAGUUACUCUGAGUAGUUUGAAAAAACUAAAAUUUCUUCUAAUGAAGGAAAAAAAUUGAUAUGUGUGAUUUUUUAUCGUGUACUGUUCUAUAAUUUUGUCAUUAAAUCAUUACUACAUUGAAUCCAUUGAUAUAUGAACAUUUUGAAAUUGAAAAGUUUUAAUCAUGGAUGUUUGAAAUCAUUGCAUAGUAACUAACGGUGUAAAUGUAGAAGUUUUAUAAUUCAUAUUAAUAUUCUCUAGUCAAGCAAAUAAUCGAAAACAAUAACCAUGAUUACUGAAGACAACGAGAUCGUAGAAGAUAAGGAGAGCAAUGCUUCUACUCCAAAAACUCCAAUGGAAGAUGUAUCGGGUCUUCGACAUCGUGUCCCCUGGAGGGAUCGAGAUUCAUUAGGCAGUGAUAUACCCGGCCUACAUGAAGUUAAAGAAUUAUUAGAAGAUGAUGAUGCCAGUUGCCUAGCAGAAGAAGAAGAUGGAGCUGGAUGUCCAUUACCUUCCACUCCAGAAGAUGAUCAUCUUCUUGACUGUGAAAUGACUGAAGUUCUAAAAGCUGGAGUUUUAAGUGAUGAAAUUGAUUUAGGUGCCUUGGCUCAUAAUGCUGCGGAGCAAGCUGAAGAAUUUGUACGCAAGUAUUGGUUACAGGUGUGGGAAGCAUCGUGGAAUCAAUGUCAUUUUCGUAAUUUACCAAGAUGGCUUCAAGACAAUGAUUUUCUUCAUGCAGGACAUCGACCGCCUUUGCCGUCCUUUUAUGCCUGUUUCAAGAGUAUUUUCCGCAUCCAUACCGAGACUGGAAAUAUUUGGACUCAUUUAUUAGGAUGCGUAGCGUUUAUUGGAAUAGCAAUAUUUUUCUUAACACGACCACCAAUGGAAAUACAUCUAGAAGAAAAGAUUGUUUUUGGAACAUUUUUUGCUGGAGCUAUUAUAUGUUUGGGCAUGUCUUUUGCUUUUCAUACAGUACACUGCCAUAGCGAAUGUGUUGGCAAACUGUUUUCAAAGCUCGACUAUUGUGGUAUAGCCAUGCUCAUCAUGGGCAGCUUUGUACCCUGGUUGUAUUAUGGAUUUUACUGCGAUUAUCAGCCAAAACUAAUUUAUCUAUCAGUCGUCGUUGUAUUGGGUAUUACUAGUAUCGUUGUAUCUUUGUGGGAAAGGUUCGGCGAGCCAAGCUAUAGGCCACUCCGAGCUGGUGUCUUCAUGGGUUUCGGUCUUAGCGGAGUCAUACCCGCUGUCCAUUACGCUAUUGCUGAAGGCUGGUUUAAAGCAAUAAGCCAAGCUUCGCUUGGUUGGUUAAUCUUAAUGGGUUGUUUGUACAUAUUAGGUGCUUUGUUUUAUGCAUUAAGAGUUCCUGAACGAUUUUUCCCUGGGAAAUUUGAUAUUUGGUUUCAGAGUCAUCAAAUUUUUCACGUGUUAGUAAUAGCAGCUGCAUUCGUACAUUAUCAUGGAAUAACGGAAAUGGCCAUGCACAGGAUGACUGUCGGGGAUUGUUCAAAUCCAGCGCAAGCCAUAGCUUUUUAAAUACUAAAACAAUGAGCGUAAGUUGGAGAAGUGGCUGUAGUUGAAAGGGAAACAAAAAGUGUAAAUCGAAUUAUUGAAUUGUUGAACUCCUUAUAUAUGUAUUAAAUUUGAAAAUUGCAAAAGAAUCUAAAGAUUUGCAUACAAAUCUUUCAAAUACUGUUUAUGUGAAUUUUCAGUGUAAAUCAUAAAAUCUUAUAUCUCAUUCACGUAAAAAGAAAUCACCAUUAUAUAGGCAAAGAUAUAUCAACCAAUUGUAAUACUAAUUUUAUAUAUAAACUAUUCUAGUUUCAAACAAUUGGUUUGUUAUCUAAAUUACACAUUUACAAAAAUUUUGAAAUUGUGAAAACUCACAAAUUUACCAUAAACAAUAAACUUUUUUAACAUACCAUAAGAUUGGUAUAGUUUUCAAUGUAUAAUCUCUGCAAGAAUAAUAAUUUGGCAAGUUUUAUAGAUCUUUCUUGCUUUUUGGAACGUCAUUGAUGAAAAAGACUGGCUACAUAGACAAAAAUAAGAUCUUUAUCAUAUACGCUUUAUACAACUAGACAAUGUUUUGAACAUUCUAUCAUAUGAAAGUAUAACAUUUUGACAGAUAAGUGAAUUUAUGUAACAAGUGAUGAUUCAUUAGUUGUAUAUUGCUAAAUUAUCCAUAAUUAAUUUUGUUUAGUCUAAAUUAUUUUGUUGCUGAAGGUCUACUUAUGAAUUACGUAUAUAAUUAUAUUAUCAAAUUAUUUUCAAAGUUAUAUCUUAUUAGUUAAAUUUAUAUUUAGCUUAAAUUAUUAGGGAUAUGGGGAUUAAAUAACUACAAGUAUUUAUGAUGAAUUGAAAAUGCUUUUUGUCAUUUAUUCAUAAAUGAUAGAGUGUUAUAUGAAUUAUGGCUCCUUCACCAUUGAAAAGUAUAUUUCAAUCGAACGUAAUUAAUUAAGUUUAUCUACUUUAAAGUCUACCGUUUCCGUUUAAAUAAGCUAUGGAAUUAAAAUAAAUUUAUGUUGUCAUGUAAUCAUUAUUUAGACUGACAAAUAAAAAAUCAUGACCUGAUACAAAUAUAAUAACUGAUAAGCAUCGAAAUAUUAAAUGUUUUUUAGAAGUUUAUAAUCUUCCGAGGAGCUAUUUUUCAUUAUCAACAAUUCUUUUAAAAUUUAACAAUGAGAUACAAUAUUUUAGGCAUUGAUUUUCUUUCACUAUGUAAUUAAGGGUAUGUAGAUGAAGUUGUUGAAAUUUUUACACAAAUAUAUAACAAAUGAAUAAAACUUAUUAAUAAAAAAUAAUAAUGUAAAUAUAAAAUUAACUCUUUUUAUUACGUACUAUGUCAUUAAAACUUCCUGUAUUUUGAGUUAAUCAAUAUUUGCCAUAAUUUAUUAGUAACUAAAUUUCUACAGGGGGAUUAAAAAUUUCUGACUUAACAUUCAUCGAGUGUUGGAUGAAGCUUUAAAAUGAUUCAUUAUUAAUAAAUAAUCUAGUUUUAAUGUACAAUAAUAUUAGC
Chelonus insularis is the source of this 3040-nucleotide messenger RNA. It is a transcript of the gene AdipoR, whose product is annotated as adiponectin receptor. The transcript has 7 exons. NCBI's taxonomy places the organism in Eukaryota, Metazoa, Arthropoda, Insecta, Hymenoptera, Braconidae. The record is from RefSeq and is a predicted model, not a curated record. The coding region runs from base 319 to 1560 and encodes 413 amino acids. Gene Ontology annotation, biological process: adiponectin-activated signaling pathway. Gene Ontology annotation, molecular function: signaling receptor activity. Gene Ontology annotation, cellular component: plasma membrane.